Molecule: messenger RNA, 927 nt
Organism: Microthlaspi erraticum
Lineage: Eukaryota; Viridiplantae; Streptophyta; Magnoliopsida; Brassicales; Brassicaceae
Source: the annotation of a GenBank genome assembly
AUGGGCGGUUUGGAUAGAAUCAGCGAUUUACCGGAAAGUUUGCUAGCUGAAAUUCUCUCUCACCUUCCCACCAAAGUCUCCGUUAAGACAAGCCUUAUGUCGAAGAGAUGGGGAUCUCUCUGGCGUAGGGUUCCUGGACUUGAAGUAACGCUUGAUGAUUUCCGCGGCGACGGCCAAGCCAUGGAUAGCUUCGUCAACAAAUUUCUGGAGUCUAACAAAGACUCACGAAUGAAAAAGUUCAAGAUACAAUCCAUGCAAUGCAAUAAUGACCGGCUCAUGGAGUGGAUUGAUACAGCAGUUGCUCACGGAGUUCAAGAGUUAUACGUUGAGACUACAAAUGCUCUUUAUCCAACUCAGGAAAGUUUCGAGAUCAACACAUUGAUCUCUUUAAAGCUCAUGUGUGUAGGACUCAAGAUCAUGCAUAUGGAAGACGUUUGGUAUGAAUAUGAUCCUUUGAUCGUAGAGAAGAUUAUCUCCAGUUGUCAAACACUCGAAGAUCUUACAAUGAUUAGUCGCAAGACUAUGCCUGCCGGUUUGUUUAGUACAAUUGAUGAGAAGAAUACGUGUGUGAGGUCUCAGACUCUGAAAAGAUUUCGUCUCAUAUUUGAGAAUACUUGGGGUGGUACAAAUUUUUAUGUUGAGAUUGAUGCACCAAGACUUGAGUAUCUGUGUAUUAGAGAUUAUCAAUCUGAUAGGAUUGUGGUGAAGAACUUGAGCUCCUUGUCGAUGGUCGACAUCGAUACUAAUUUUAGUGUCACUCUCGAGAUUGAUAUGAUCUUCUCAAACAAGAGAGAUACAAUCAAAGAUUUUUUCGCCGGUAUUUCUGGUGUAAAGUAUAUGAUCAUCUCACAUGCUACUCUUGAGGUCUUCUACCUAUAUUCCGAGUACGUAAAGAUUCCCAAAUUCAACAACUUGCUUUUAUUCUAA